AUGCAAGCCUCGGUUCUAGCAAUGGCUCCAACAGAACCGACAGUAAUAAAUAAUUUCGUAAGUUGCGUUAGUGACUUAAUUAAAAUAAAUUUUAUCAAGCCUGGAUUCUUAGUUUUUGUAAAUACAGAAAAAUCUAGUUCUCAAGUUCUGAACUUAAGGAAUGAGUUAUUGGAAAAAAUACAUAAAACAAGAACAUACAUAGUUCAAAUAAGUGUAUCUGAUGAGCUACCAAUUUGUGAUGAGGUUGAAAAUUUUCAUAUGGAAUUAUGGGAGCCAUUUACUGGCACGCCAGUUGCUGAUUAUUUCGUGAUCAUCAUUGAAAACUAUAAGGAUUUUACAUAUUUAGCCAGAAAAAUGAUUCGAAACAGAUUUUGGAAUCCUCAAGCAAAAUUUAUAAUAUUGUUCUUUCCUUUAAAGAGUACUGAUACAAAAAAUCUAAGAACAGUAGAAAAAAUUUUAAGUUGCCUAUUUAAAUAUAAUGCCAUAAAAAUAAUUAUUGGAGUUCCAAGUAUUCAAGAUGCGCAAAAUACAAUUAUUUACAGUUGGAAGCCGUACGAUCCACCCAAAUUUUGUGGAUAUUUCAAUGAAACUGCUCAUAACAGACUAAUAGUUGUCAACUAUUGUCAAAAUGGAAAUGUUAAAUAUAAAAAAAAUAUAUUGAAAAAUAAACUUCCAAUAAAUAUGCAGGGUUGUAUUUUACAAAUUCUAGCCUUAGAAAGAUUGCCAUUUGUUAGUAAAAAUGAACGAGAUGCAAACAUUGAAAGGAGAAUUGUAAACACAAUGUUAAAAAAAUUCAACUUCACUGUACAAUAUGAAAUAAUAAAUGCAUUCAGAGGUGAAAGAAAUAAAAAAGGCGUCUGGGAUGGAGCUCUCAAAGAACUGAUCGCCAGAAAGGGCCAUGUUCUUUUAGGGGGCAUAUUUCCUGAUUUUGAUGUACAUGAAGAUUUUGAGUGUAGUACUUCAUACUUAGCGGAUUCAUACACAUGGAUUGUACCGCGAGCAUAUUACUCACCACCUUGGAUAUCACUGUAUAUAAUAUUUCAAAAAAUUGUGUGGUUUUCUGUUAUUGCAGGAUUUAUUAUGUGUGUUUUAGUGUGGAUACUUUUAGGUUAUCUGAGUGAAGAUACUCAUUAUAAUCAAAACUUAGGGCAUUGUUUUUUAAAUACAUGGCUAUGCUUGCUAGGCCUCGUUACAUACAUCCGCCCAAAUAAAGAAUGUUUACGUAUAUUUUUUGUAUUUCUUAAUUUAUAUUGUGUUAUAUUUCUUACGGCAUAUCAAACCAAAUUAAUAGAAGUUCUUCAAAAUCCUACUUUUCAGGAUCAAAUAGAUACGAUUGAAGAAUUGGUUCACAGUCAUUUAAAAUUAGGUGGUUCUGAAGAAUUACAUGAUUUAUUUUAUAACUCUACUGAUCCAUUUGAUUAUUUACUUAACAAAAAGUGGAUCAACGUGUCUAAUAUGACAAAGGCGUUACACGAUGUUGCAGUGCAUCGGAAUUUCUCUGUAUUAUGUAGUCGUAUGGAACUAACUUAUCUUUCUUCGGUUUUACCGGAACUAAGCGAUAGCUUUGGACUUAAUAAUUACUAUGCGUUUCCAAUAGACACAUUUUCGGUUCCAUUGGAAAUUAUCGCAUUGAAAGGAUUCCCAUUUAUGCGAAAAAUGUCACGUGACUUAAAUGUAUAUAAACAGAUAGGUGUAACUAAAGGUGUGAAACGAGAUUUUAAAUUACUUAGCGAGAGAAAACGGGCUAAAAUACUCUAUACUUCCGAAGCUAUCAAAAACUUUCAUGUUUUGACCUUUCAACACUUACAAGGUGGAUUUUUUGCGCUAGCUGCGGGUUUAUUUGGUGGAAUAGUUGUUUUGUUAUUAGAACUAUUAUCAACACUUAAAUUCGUUGGAAAU
This is a messenger RNA of Brenthis ino (lesser marbled fritillary), 1899 nucleotides long. Lineage: Eukaryota; Metazoa; Arthropoda; Insecta; Lepidoptera; Nymphalidae. The record is from the annotation of a GenBank genome assembly.